UGGUUUUGACUCUUCAGCCAUAUGCUUUGCCUUGCUUGGCUGAGCCAUAUUGUGCCGCCACGUCUCGCCAACUUCGCUAAAGCUAAUGCCAAAUGCUAAUGGCUAGCGCAUGGCUCCCACCUCUAGUAGGCCUACAACUCCCAGCAGCCCUUGGGUAUGAGGGCCAUGUGUCUGUACUACGUAGAUGCUUUGGGAAAAUCAAAGUAUUUUCCUUUCUUCUGCUUCAUUAAAAUAUUUUAGAGGAAAUAGGGGGGUUGUCCCCUUAGUUGAGUUAAUUGCUUCUGGCUGCUUUGCGUCUUGUCUUUCAUUGGACUGUGCUAGUGUGAACGGAAUGUGCAGAAUGGAGGCUUACUUUAUGACAACAUACAGUGGUCCAGGCUUAGGCUUUUUUAGUCAACCCACAUGUAACUUUCUGCUGCUGUUAUUUAUAACAAAUAAUUAAAUAAGUAAAGAAAUAUGUCCAUUCAAAGUUUGAUAUGACAGUCCAGCCAUUGCCGUGACUUUCAGCUUGAGCAUGAUCCUCUGCCUAGCAACUUCCUACCCCAUCAUGCAGUACUGUAAAAUGAUCAGGAUGUGAGUCAUUAGCAACAGGAGGUCCCUCUGGCCGAGAGAGAGAAAGAGAGUUAGCAUGCUGGUUGGAAAGAAAGACUGCUUUGGCCCUUUCUCUGGCUGUCUGUAUGGACGAACAUAAUUCACCCUCACAAUCCUCUCCUUCUGCCCAGUUCCCACACGGCCUCUCCUGCACCCCCUUUUCCUCUCUCCACAAAGAGCCCUGUUGUCCCCUCUCUGGACGGGAGAGCCAGUCCACCUGUCGGGGCUAAGCAGGACCAUCCACAAACUUCCCAGAGCCUAUGCAUUGCCUGGUGUAACGUUACAUUAAAACACCAUGCUGGGUAACUUUCUGGAUGCAGGCCAUGGCUGUGGCAGAGCAGAUGGUCGUAUCCCUAAGGAUAAAUUAAAAUGGAUGUCUAAAUCUCAGUCAGAAAGAGGCUGAUCGAAGAUUGACUAAGUCAAAUAUGUCCCUGGCCCAAAGCCAGAUACAUCAGAGAUUCAUAAUUACAUUUCACAAACAUUUGGUAUCCACAUUUCUGCUUGGCUCUGUCUGAAUGUUGCUGAGGGGCUUGUUAUCGAUCUUUGGACAAGCUCUUAUUCUGUUUGAUUCUUGGCAUGGCAUUCAGGAUUUUAACCUUUGGCAGUAAAACUUGGAGAGAAUUGAUAGCCUGUCUGGUCUGUUCAGCUUUUCAAAACUGUCUCUGCCUCUCCUUCCGUUUUCAACUGCCUUGGCCAAUGAGAGGACCACUCCAGGCUUGACUACGUCUGUUGUCCAAGCACAUAAAAAUCAAAUGUCAUAGGCUAGAGGCUAUUCUACAUUUGCUAAUUACAGCACAGGCAAAAUAUACUCCUGGAGUGAUCUAUCUUGAGGGACCUAGAAUGCUUUCUCAGUCAAAUGUGUUUGGUAUGCAACAACCUAGUUUUACCGGACAUAAAAGAAAGCUGUUUCAGAAUUCUAAAGGUGAUGUUACAGGUACAUACAUCAGAUUUAAUGAACUCAGAUUUCUCUACCCCACUGAUGUUGUAAGUGGAACUGAGGCUCAUUCAGUUGAUCUGAAUUAUGUAUUUUUCUGUAUAGGGUUUACCCUAACCCUUACCUUAGGGAUAACCUAAACCCUAAACCUAAUCCUAGAACAUGUGUUUCUCAGCCCGAGGGUUCUGACGUUUGAUCUGAAUAUGCUACUAUUCCAUGCCUUCCUCAGGACCAGGCUUCGAAAGACAAGGCUCUCCAGAACAUGGCUGCAUUAUCCUCAGCCCAGAUCGUGUCUCCAAACCUGAUCAAGAGCCAGUUGCCACCCUUACCCCAGCCCCCCUACCCGCCCCCAGCCAGGUUUUGGCCAACGUCCAUCCCUGGGCAACCUGGACCUUCUUCUCAGGACAUCAAGCCUUUUGCCCCAUCCUACACCAGCCUCCCAGCACCCGUGCCAUCCUCCAUACCCUUUUCCCAGGUCUAUAAUAAACACCAUGACAACCGUAUCAAUUCAAAGGAUUUGAAUAUAUUUCGGGGCCCCCCUGACUCCCCCUCUUCCCCUCCCCGUCCAGCGUAUGAGCCCUUGGUGCCCCCCGGGCCCCCUGCGGCCACAGCUGUGCCCGUGUGGCAGGACCGCACCAUCGCCUCGUCCAAACUACGCAUGCUGGAGUACUCCGCCUUUAUGGAGGUGCAGCGAGACCCGGACACUUAUAGCAAACACUUGUUUGUCCACAUCGGUCAGACAAACCCAUCCUACAGCGACCCUCUCCUGGAAGCGGUGGACAUCAGGCAAAUCUACGACAAGUUUCCUGAGAAGAAGGGAGGGCUGAAGGAGCUCUACGAGAAGGGCCCGCAGAAUGCCUUCUUCCUUGUCAAGUUCUGGGCUGACCUGAAUAGCAGUGGGAUGCCCGAUGGGCCUGGCUCCUUCUACGGCGUCAGUAGCCAGUACAGCAGCCCGGAGAACAUGACCAUCACCGUCUCCACCAAAGUCUGCUCCUUCGGAAAGCAAGUGGUGGAGAAAGUCGAGACGGAGUAUGCAAGGAUGGAGGGAGGGAGGUAUGUGUAUAGGAUCCACCGUUCGCCAAUGUGUGAAUACAUGAUCAACUUCAUCCACAAGCUCAAACACCUGCCCGAGAAAUACAUGAUGAACAGCGUGUUAGAAAACUUCACUAUUUUACAGGUUGUGACGAACCGAGAGACUCAAGAGACAUUGCUGUGUAUAGCGUUUGUAUUUGAGGUCUCAACAAGUGAACACGGAGCUCAGUAUCACGUCUAUCGCCUCAUCAAGGACUGAGUCCUCACAGACAGUGGGCUGGGGAUGAACUUUAGUGACCAUCCAAGUGAUGCCACCAAACAAAAGACUGCACAACAUCAAACACAAACCAAAGUCAAACAGUUGGUACAAAUGACAAGGCAUAUAUAUUUUUUCUUUCAAUCUCCUCAAAGAACAUUGUACAAUAGGAUAACAUGGAUGACGCUUCAAGUCAAGAGGAAAGGAUUUAAGCCUAAGUUUAGGCUUUCAUUUUUUUGUUUUUAACAACACAUGUAUUUAAAUGCUUAAAAGACAAAAUGGGUCAAGUUGGUUUUGUUUCUUAUCAAUACAGAUAUUUUGUUUUGAUUUCUGAGGGUACUGAAAGUGCGAGUUUCAUGAUGGUUAAGAAUGUUCAUUAUUUCUCUACAAAGGCAAGAAUUUCUCUCCCUCAUAAGCAACACGUGCUGUAGAGCUUGAAGCAUGCAGAUCAUGGGCUAGGGGAUAACUAAAGGUUUACACACAGUUUAGUAUUUAAAAAAUAGUGAUAAUCAAAAUGGCAUAUGUUUUUUUUUUUGUUCUUUUUUGAGUAAUAAUGUAAACAGACAGAAGCCUCUGUCCAGUGAUGACUUUCGCUGAGUCGUCGUUCUGAAGUGCCUUUCGACUUCGCUGAGUCGCCGUUCUGAAGUGCCUUUCGACUACCUCACUUCAUAUGCACGGGUGGAGAGAGAGAGGACUGAGGGGUCACACACUACACCCCUUUUAGGCAUCUGAACACUCAACACUACAGCCGCAUCUGGACACAGCAAAGUGCCUCAGCAUCCUCGACCCCUACUCAAGUACACGUCUUCACUAUCACAGGCACAUAUGCAUCACUGAGAGGUCAAACAAGAUGAUGGGAAACAGAUGUGAUGCAAGGGACCUGGUAUCUAUUUUAACCUUGAAAUGAAGCAAUACUAGAUUCAACCAUCCGCAGGGCCUGUAUUCAAACAUCAACUAAUCAUUUGUUGGUGCUCUGACGUCUGUUACACGUUAUCCUUUUCAUAGUUGCCUUUCUUCUGCUCAGUCUGACUUUUGCUUGGACGUCAGUCUGACUUUUGCUUGAACAUCAGGGCCUAUGACGCCUGUCUGAUCCCAAAACAAAAGCACUAGGGCCUCAGCCUUUCUCACAGACUGACAAACCAGAUGAAUUAGGCUGCACCCUGUGAAUUAGUGACUGUGUGGACUGAGCAUUGUGCUUGCAAGAAUGUGUACAGUGUCAGGCUUAGCAAACAUAUCCUUUCUUUUGUCUAGAGUGGAAAAGACACUGUUUAACUGAGUGGGUGUGUGUGAGAGUAACAAAACUUGAGUUGAUGAAAGCCAUGAGAUUUUGAAAGCUGAGAAAGAGAGCCAAGCUGAACUGGACAUAAACAAAGUCAUCAGUAUCUGAGUAAGAGAGGAAACCUUUAAAACCGUGACCUUCUGGCCCUUAAAAAUCACCACUCAGUCCAAUAUGUGAACAAGCAUGUUAUAAAGAUGGCACGUUUUUUAAUUAAAAUUCUUUUAAUUUUUUUAGUUUUAUUUGAUUUCAUAAGCCCACUCCAUUCUUCCCUCCUUCCAUGGACACACCACAAGUAUCCGGAAUGGUACUUCUCUACUUUUUGGAAUUUUUAUGGAAUUUUUGCUAUUUGUGGUGUGUGCGUAAAUUUGGUCGUAUGUCGAGGAUAAUUUUGUUGUUGGAUGUGUAUGUUUAAAUAAGUCUUUUGUUCUGUGUUGAGUACUUAAAAACAGCAAGGAUAACUGACGACUCCAACUCUCAGGGCAUCCCCUUUUAGAGAGGAAUAAUAUUAAUACAAAAAUGAUAAUAUUUUAUAAAUAAUAAUUAAGAAUGCGCUCUGCAGGAUACUGACACAUGUUCUCCAGCCUUAAGAGGUUGUUUGACUUGAACCUGAAGUGGCCCUUAUGGAACCAAGCACCAAUCACUGAGAGUGACAGUCAUGCCGUGUUAAUGAGAGGGAGUGAAUCACUGGUUUUGUUGGAAGUAUAAGUUGGCAAAUGGUUAGUUUAGACUAUGGUGGAGAGAGCCAAACCACUGUGAAUUUUAUUGAAUGUACUUGGACAUGUUAGUCAAGGUGAUGGUGUAUUACAUCUGAGAAUCUGCAGACUAUAUGUGUGUACAUUGAAUUGGCCUAACAAUGUCUAAUAUUCAUUUUUUUGUUAAUGUCACAAAUAAUGUUUUGACACUGGUUUUGGGCCUAUCGUAAAAAGUAUUUCACCAAGAUGUUUGUACAGUUUGUCAGUGUUUAUUGAGGAGUGGAAUAACUGAAAUUCCUUUGGAGUGAUAUCAAGCAACAGAAGAGCUUUUCUACCAAAGUUAAUAUGUGAUGUAUCUAGAACAAACAACCAAAGGCUUAAAAAUAACGUUGUGUUGUAAACACAAACAACAAAACAGAAAUCUCUGCACUGUUUUCACUAUUCUUCUCAUGAGACUAUGCCAAAGCGUAUGCACCAGAGCUUUUGAAACAGUAGGGCAGAUGUUUGUGGAAAAACAUCCAGCCACUAUUCUGGCAUCCAACACAGAUGUACAGCAACAGAAAUGAAUGGUAACAUAAAUGUAUUGUAGCAAGCCGUGUGGCAUGGACUUCAACUCCAGGUGAAUAGACAUAUGACUUCACCCGUCUCAGCACCAUUUUGAUAAAACUCAGAACUCAGAAAAGCUUUAAAUGACUGCUGCCUUGUGUAGCUAUUUUUACUGGCUCUUGUUUUUUGUAUUAUUAUUGUUAUUAUUAUUAAUAUUAUUAUUAUUAUAUAUUUGUGCUUGUUCCUUGACUUUCGAUGGAUGCUGUUUGCUUCCUUUGAAAACUGUGUUUAUUUUUUAAAUAUGUUGUAUCUAAAUGGUGUGGGUGUUUUUUUGUUUAUUUGUUUGUAUUGGUUUGUUUGUCUUUUUUUUCAGAUUUUGGUUCCUUGUGGCCUUGGUUACCAACUGUGCAUUGUGAUCUUGUAUAUUCUGUUACAUUCAAAGUGAGGGGUGUGUAUAAUAUAAUCGUAAUGACAUGUAUAAUCUUUCAAUAAAAGGUUCAUGGUUCAUCAUGGGCCAUUUCUCUUCAGAGAA
Alosa sapidissima (American shad) is the source of this 5862-nucleotide messenger RNA. RefSeq names its product TEA domain family member 3 b (gene tead3b). Gene Ontology annotation, molecular function: RNA polymerase II cis-regulatory region sequence-specific DNA binding; DNA-binding transcription factor activity, RNA polymerase II-specific. Lineage: Eukaryota; Metazoa; Chordata; Actinopteri; Clupeiformes; Clupeidae. The record is from RefSeq and is a predicted model, not a curated record. Gene Ontology annotation, cellular component: transcription regulator complex. The coding region runs from base 1788 to 2816 and encodes 342 amino acids. Gene Ontology annotation, biological process: positive regulation of transcription by RNA polymerase II; hippo signaling; embryonic organ development. The transcript has 8 exons.